Musa acuminata subsp. malaccensis (wild Malaysian banana) is the source of this 1090-nucleotide messenger RNA. Lineage: Eukaryota; Viridiplantae; Streptophyta; Magnoliopsida; Zingiberales; Musaceae. The record is from RefSeq and is a predicted model, not a curated record.
AUGACGUCGGUUCUCGGUGUGCGUGGCCUCGUUUACUGUAACUCCAACGCAGCCCGCCUAUGCCUCCCCUGCGACGCGUUCAUCCACUCCGCCAACGCCAUCUCCCGCCGCCACCUCCGCGCCCUCAUCUGCGAUCUCUGCCUCGCCCGGCCCGCCUCCGUUCGAUGCCUAGACGACCGCAUUUCCUUCUGCCAGUCCUGCGACUUGGCCGGUCCUGAGGCCGGAGGCUGCGGCCCCGGCCACCGCCACCGACACCUGAGCUGCUACUCUGGUUGCCCCUCCCCGCACGAGCUAUCCGCAAUGUGGUCCUCACUGCUGGACCUCUCCGACAGCACUCUUCUUCCUCUUCGGAAGACGACGAUGACGACCACCAACCAGAAUUGCGCUUCGCGCAAUAGCUUGGCGGCCGGGGAGGCUGCGAGCACGGUUGGAAGGGCUGGUGUGUUUGGGGGUGACAAAGUUUCAUCCCCGUGUGGCUAUCGCUUCUUCUAUCUCGCCGAUUGUGUCACCUGAGUCCAGUGUGGUGCUUCCCUGUGGAUCAGAGCAACAGGGUUUCUUUCACGACGAGUGCAAUCCGCCUAAGGUUCUCUCUCUGACGACUUUGCAUCAAACGCACUGCACCAUUAAGUAUUUUUAAUUGCAUGUGAUGGACAGAUGAGAUUUCCAGCUUCCAGUAAUCUUGGGACAUGUGAUAACGACGAGCUUUGCAAAGGUUUCAGCACCGGCAUGGCUGGCUUCCACUUUCAAGACGGAACAGAGGCACUCGGCUGCCCACAAAACAAUACUACAAGCCCAUUUCAUGAUACAGGAUCGGAUGACUUCAUCACGGACAUGAAUUUAAGUGGUCACAUUGAAAGCGCAUUAAUCGAGGUUGUCUAUUAUUCUCAGAACUCUCGGUUCAUAUCAGCUAUUCCUUGUAUGGUUGACAUUUCCAAUGAUAUAUAUACAUAACGGGUGCAGACCUCACCUACAGACCAACAUGAUUGCAUGACUCUUCGGUCACCUGACACAUUUCAACUCGCCAAUGCUGGGCAGCCAGUGAACGGCAAUAGCAACAGAAGCGACAACCCAAUUUUACACACCGGAAAUA